Molecule: messenger RNA, 2155 nt
Organism: Labrus bergylta (ballan wrasse)
Lineage: Eukaryota; Metazoa; Chordata; Actinopteri; Labriformes; Labridae
Source: RefSeq, a predicted model, not a curated record
GUGUACUGGGAGCAUUAAAGGAGACUGUUCCAUUGAGAUACACCUCCCCAGAAAUCUUAAAUAAUAGAGUACCAUGUCAUGUUAGCAUUAUUUGUAGGGGGAAAAAAGAUAGCCUCUUUUAUGGUUUUGCGCCAUGGCAGCACAAUUCGACGGAGCACCGGCUUUCACUAAGAAAGUUACUUUUAAAGAUGAUUGCAACGCUGAAGCUACAAAAGCUGACAAAUCUAAGCAAGAAACACAGCCAGAAGAGGGAAACGGUCCAGCUCCUGGUUCUCCGUCGGGUGUUUUAGGGUGGAUAAGCAGCGCUCUACCUCAACCUGCAGUUUCACCAAAGCUGAGUCGAACCAACUCCACCACCUCCAAGGACGAAAACACAACAACCGGUAAUCCUGAAGACAAAAAAGGGAUGAUAGCUUGGAUCACUCAGGGUUUGGAGAAAGUUGUUCCUCAGCCCGAGCUGAAGAGCAAAGAGCCGCCACCAGCUGAGCCGCCCACAGCCGAGCCGCCCAUAGCCAAGCCACCCACAGCCGAGCCGCCCACAGCCGAGCCGCCCACCGAGGUGUGUCAGAAAGCAGCUGCACCAGAUGCAGUGCCUCAGACGACUGUGAAGGACACAGGCAGAGAGGAAAAGACUGAAAAUAAGCCUCACCCACCCAGGAUGAUCGACUGGAUAAAACAGGGUAUAGAGAAGGUCGUUCCUCAGCCAGAGUUUCAUGUCCGUUCAAUCACAGACGCCAAAGAGAAGCCGGAGCCUUCUGCUUCUACUGAAGCAAAGGCAUCAGAACCUCCACCAUCUCCAAAACCAGCCACUGACACUGAGAAGUCUUCAAAGGAAGCAGAGCAGCAGCCAAAAAUGAUGGGCUGGAUCGUUGACGGGAUUGGCCGCAUGUUGCCUCAGCCUGUACACAAGCAGGACAGCGUCAGAGACGAGGUGCAGAAAAGGGGGAAAGGCCGCGAGCCCCUUUGAAUAAAAGGAGAAGGUGGAGGACACGGAGAGAGUCGCUCGCACUGACACUGAGAGCCGCCUAAACUCUUUAAACUAACUGAAGGAGGAGGCACAGACGGAGCUGUUUUUAAAACAGCGACGCGAUAAUCGAUUGCUGCUCUGUUUCAAAACUGCUUUGCAAAGCUGCAGUGCAUUUAGUUUUAGUCAUGAUGCACUAUAAACAUUUUAUAAACAAAAUGAAAAAUAUAAACAAAUCAGAGGUUUUUUUUACUAUAAGAUGUCUGUUUACAUGCGUUUAAAGUUGUUUACAACAUGUGGGAUAAAUGAAUGAGAUUUAAUAGACUCAGGCCUCGUCCAUUUCAAAAAUGUAGGUUGUUCUGUGAGUUUUGGUCUGUCGUACACAAACAGCAUUUUAGUUCAGUGAUAAUGCACCUUUUGUAAAACUCCUUCCAGAGUGAAGAUUUUCAGGAACUCAGUUGAAGGUGUUUAUGUGUAGACGGGGAAAACUGUUUUGUUCUUGUCAUGUCAUGCUGUGCACCGGUUUCUCCUCCGUUUGACAUCAUCGUGCAACGCUGUCACUUUGUUCUCAUGAGAUUAGUGCGAUGGCAGACGUAACCAAGCUAGUGCUGGUGCUAACGAUGCUAACUGGACCUUUUACAUGCUUGCACAUACAUACUCUCAUACUCUCCCACUAUGUUGACGAGCAGAGGCGCCUCAAUGGACUACUAUGUAAAUCACUGGAGGAUUGGAAUGACAUCAUUUUUGACUUGGCAUGCUCAUGACAGCUGUAACAGUGCGUUUUGCAUUAUAACAUGGAUGAAGAUGUUUUUUUGAAGAUGGAUUCUGGAGGAAAAUCUCUAUUUUGAAAAAUACCCGCCUACAUGUGUGGACUAGGCCUCAGUAUCUUCUACGUUUCAAUAAUGUUUUUUAAAUAAGGAAAAUACAAUGUGAGCAUUUAAUCAUGACAAAAAAAAUCAUCUGUAACUUAAAGAUCAAUCUAUAAACCAUGGUCACAUCUCAGCAUCAUUUGUGAUGAAUCUCCUUUUGUUUCCAUUUUGUUGCAAACUGGCACAAGCUUUUAGUUGCAGUUCUCGACUCCCAUUAGAACAUUUUUUUAAACAUUUUUGCUGAUUUUACAAAAAGGAUCUAUCAACGCACAAUGCAUAUUGCUGUACAUUAGAAAAAUAAAGACAUUCAUUUGUAAAGAAA